AUGUCUUAUAUUAGUUUAAGACAAGAACCGAUAAUUUCUCGUCGAAUAAAUUCGAUGCCUCCUUCUUGUUUUCCACAUUUAAGUGCUUUUACUGGAAAAGAAAAUGAAAUCGAUUUGCGAUCGGAAUUUUCACCAGAACUGGAACAAAUUUGCUCUUCUACAAAUUUACCAGAAAUACCUCUAUGCAAAAUUAUUGUUUUGGGAGACGUGGCCGUUGGUAAAACCAGCUUAGUAAAAAGAUUUUCUGAACAUACUUUCAACAAUGAAUAUAAAGCUACAAUUGGCGUAGAUUUUCAAGUCGCCCGAUUCAAUGUCUUAUCGAUACCAUUUCAUUUGCAAAUAUGGGACACUGCUGGUCAAGAACGUUUUAAAUGUAUAGCACAAGCUUAUUACAGAAAAGCACAUGUCAUAAUGUUGGUUUUCGACAUGACGAAUUUGGCAACUUUAUCUAAUUGUGCUGUCUGGUAUGAAGAAGCAAUGCGAUUUAAUUAUGACGACCCAUUGAUAUUCCUUAUCGGAACGAAAAUUGAUAAAAUGGGUUCAUCUGAAAUAGACAAGGCCACCAAAUCAGGAUUCGUCCUGGCUCGAGAUUUAGGAGCAGAAUUUUGGACAGUGUCAUCUAGUACUGGACAGAGGAUAGAAGCUUUGAUGAGACGAACUGCUGCAAUAUCCUUCCAGUAUUUAAUAUUGUCCCAGAAAAAGGUGCCGAAGAAGAAAAUUGUUGUGGGAUCUGAUGUUAGAGGUAAAUAA
Messenger RNA from Ctenocephalides felis (cat flea), 750 nucleotides. RefSeq names its product ras-related protein Rab-36-like. The transcript is spliced from 5 exons. Bases 1 to 750 code for a protein of 249 amino acids. The record is from RefSeq and is a predicted model, not a curated record. NCBI's taxonomy places the organism in Eukaryota, Metazoa, Arthropoda, Insecta, Siphonaptera, Pulicidae. Gene Ontology annotation, molecular function: GTP binding; GTPase activity.